UGAAGUGAUUUUGGUAAAAACACGGACUGCUACGUUGCCCAUAUUUUGAAUAGGAUAAGGCUAGUUUUAUUUAGUUUACUACACCAAAUAUAGAAUCUAGAUCUAGAUUCUAUAAAGAACUGGGAUUUCUCUUGAGUCAGUUGAGUAGUAGAUUAUAGAUCUAGAAGAAAAUGGAAUACAUUCUACCCUUUGUGCCAGAGUCAAUAAAAAGCAUUCCAACACAUAUGGACUUUGAUGGACAAAAAAGGGCAGAAAGAUAUUUUCAGAUAAUUAUUGUUAUAUUUGCAGCUGUUGGUUUUGUUUGGGGAUACAUCACUCAGCAAUUUUCACAAACACUGUACAUAUUAUUUGCUGGUGUUGCAGUUUCAUCCCUGUUAACACUAAUACCUUGGAGUAUGUAUAGACAGAAGCCUCUUAACUGGCAGCCAGUGCGAGAUCAAAAUGGAGCAGGGCCAUUAAGAGGACCCUCACAACCUCAAGCUUCUAAUCCAUCCCAGACAAAGUCCAAAAAAAAGAAACUAAAAGAUUAAAUAACCAAAGUUCAAGAAAAUCAAAAUUUUUUCUCUUGAUUGCUGUUUUCAUGUUUUAAUUUGAAAUUGCUGUCACAAAGAGGUUUUGGGCUAAACUGUGAAUGCUCAUACAAAAACAUUAACUGAUUACUGUUGAUGUUGUAAGCAAUGUGUUAGAUGAAAAAUUUAUUUAACUUAACAUUUUCAAAAAACUUAACAUUUUCAAAAUAAUACAACAAACACUUAGCAUAAACUUUUAAGAAUUUUGUUUAUAUUUGGAGUUUUUUUUUUUUUUAACUUAAAAGGUAUUUAUAUUAUACUUCCAUCUUAAAGUUAGAAUUUUAUUGACUUGAUUAAAAUUAAUAUAUAUCAAUCAGACUAUAUUUUUAUUAUUAAAAAUUGAAAAAUGCUACACAUAUACAUUUUUAGUAUUGUAUUAUUUAUAUUUGAGAUCUAGUGCAUGUGCUUAUGUGCGUUCACAUAAAAUGAUUAAAAGUUUCUGAAUAAAUGGUGUGCUAGAAAAUUGCUGUGAAUUUCAUCUUGAUUCUUUUAGUAGAGAUAAAACUUGCUUAAACAAUAUUUUUCUGAUUGCAAAUCAUAGCUUGACUUACACAGUUAAAUAAGUGUUAGUAUGAGUAUUUUAAAUUUCAAAUAAUUUUUUUUAAUUGUUAUAGGAUUGCAUUUAAUUUUACAUUACCUUCUGCAUCUAUUAUCAAAUAUUAAUUUCAUUCUUGAGAUUUAAAACAUUUGAAACUUUUCAAAUGGUAAGAUUACAUUUUAUUUAUUUGUUGGUUUUGGCUUUGAAAAUGCUUUUGUGUUGUUAUAAAACAUCAUAAUAAACAUUGUCAACUUUC
Messenger RNA from Physella acuta, 1363 nucleotides. Its product is annotated as signal peptidase complex subunit 1. The record is from RefSeq and is a predicted model, not a curated record. Lineage: Eukaryota; Metazoa; Mollusca; Gastropoda; Physidae. Gene Ontology annotation, cellular component: signal peptidase complex; membrane. Gene Ontology annotation, biological process: protein targeting to ER.